AUGUUUACGUCAACCCUGAAGCGAGAUCUCUACCGGAGAUCCUGGGACGCAGCCAAACUAUCCCAGCCUCGUUCUUCCAGAUGCUUGCAUCGGGCCACGAAAAGUCGGCAGGCAGUCGCAAGUACUGUGGCUGCAACACAUGACGCUAAAUGGCCACACAAGCCCGGCUCUUCGCUGGGGAUACUCCCACUCAGCACAAUCAUACGCUCAUUGUCCAUCACAACCGUCACGUCGAUCCCCGCAUUGUUGAUGCCCGCUUUGGCGUCGCUCUCGUUCGUGGCGGAGUCCAAGGCCAAGGUGCUCGAUCCAGACCAGAAUAGCAUUCUCAAGACGGCGCUGCGACAAACAAUCUACUCGCAGUUCUGUGCUGGCGAGGCACCGGACGAGGUCGAAACAACGAUAUCAGACCUCAAGGGCCUGGGGUAUGCCGGAGUCAUCCUGGGCUAUGGGCGAGAAGUCGUCAUGGACGAGCACGAAGCACGUGCGCUGGAGUCACGGGAAGCGCACGAGGCCGCGCGCAGAGACGCCGCACGGCAGGCGCACGAGGUGCUCGAGUGGAAGGAAGGCACGCUGCAGACGCUCGCGCUUGCCCAGGAAGGCGAUUUCGUCGCGCUCAAGUUCACCGGCGCCGGCACAGAAGCGCUCAGCCACCUCAUCCACGGCCUGCCCCCCUCGCUUGAACUCGACCAGGCCAUCACCGACAUCUGUGACCGCGCGAGAGAUCGGGGAGUCCAGUUGCUGUUUGACGCGGAGCAGCAUGCUGUCCAGUCCACUAUCGAUGCCUGGGUUUUGGGCCUGCAGCGAAGGUACAACAGGUCGUUUUCGCUGCAGGGCAAGCCUCGCGCCCUUGUCUAUAACACAUACCAGGCCUAUCUGCUGUCCACCCCAGGCACUCUGGCGUCUCACCUGGCCGCCGCAAGUCAAGAAGGGUUCGUGCUCGGCGUGAAGCUCGUUCGCGGGGCAUACCUGAGCAGUGACCCCCGUCAUCUGUUCUGGGAAACCAAGGCUGGGACAGACCGUUCUUACGAUGCCAUCGCCCAGUCUUUGAUCACGAGACAGUACGGUCCAGGUUUAAGACCGAGUGAUUCGCAAACCCAAGAGUUUCCUCAGGCAGAUCUGGUCCUCGCCACCCACAAUCGCAAGUCAAUCGAAAGGGCUCGAACUCUCCGCAACGAACAGGUUCGAUACAGACGCCCCAUGAUUGAAAUGGUGUAUGGGCAACUUCAAGGCAUGGCAGAUGAUAUCAGCUGCCAGCUUGUACACGAGUCAGCAACAGCAAAAUCUGACGGCAAUGUCUUGGAAGAAAUCCCAAAGCCAUACAAAUAUCUCGUCUGGGGCACAGUGGGAGAAUGUACCAAGUACCUCCUUCGACGAGGUCGUGAGAACAGAGACGCAGCUUCAAGGACAAGGGACACUAGGAAUGCUAUGCUUGCUGAAGUGAAAAGGCGCAGUUCUUUGGGCUUUCUUUGA
Messenger RNA from Talaromyces rugulosus, 1470 nucleotides. RefSeq lists its product as uncharacterized. Gene Ontology annotation, molecular function: FAD binding; proline dehydrogenase activity. Gene Ontology annotation, cellular component: mitochondrion. The transcript has a single exon. NCBI's taxonomy places the organism in Eukaryota, Fungi, Ascomycota, Eurotiomycetes, Eurotiales, Trichocomaceae. The record is from RefSeq and is a predicted model, not a curated record. The coding region runs from base 1 to 1470 and encodes 489 amino acids.